Messenger RNA from Lindgomyces ingoldianus, 2180 nucleotides. Its product is annotated as F-box/WD repeat-containing protein pof1. Gene Ontology annotation, molecular function: protein binding. Bases 119 to 2155 code for a protein of 678 amino acids. The transcript is spliced from 5 exons. The record is from RefSeq and is a predicted model, not a curated record. Lineage: Eukaryota; Fungi; Ascomycota; Dothideomycetes; Pleosporales; Lindgomycetaceae.
CUCGAAUGUCCCUGUGAGGCCCAAGACUGCAGAAGCUGUCUUUCUCGUGUGCUCUUGUGUCUCUCCACGCCGGCAGACGUCGUUCUGAGCGCUACCGAACCUGUCUCCUGCCUCAACCAUGGAUCACGACGACUACUUCAGCAACGCCGUCGACAGCGGCCCCCCCGGAGUCCAAGUCGACUCGGACACUGACAUGACGGCCUCUUCAUCGACAAUGCGCCCGACCAUGUUCUCCUCGCCAACCACCCACACCCGGAAGCAGGGCAGACUGUCGCGCUCCGCAGCACCGCGACCCAUCAUCACCCCCACAAGUCCUCUCUCGUCAACAAUACCUCACAAUCUGCUCCCAUCAGCGCCUGCGUCUCCGCCGACACCCGCCCCGAGCCCGACACCGACGCAGCGUGCUCCCGACUGGAGUACGGCGGCUGAACAUGAGGACUCGCAAAUCAAAAAUACGCGGGUGCAAUUCAGCGAGAUGAACAGGGCCGAACGCCUGCGACUUCUUGGAGAACUCCUAAAUCUGUGUGAUAGUCACGAGCUGAGCUUUGUUGCGGAAUUUGUAAGCCCGAGGUUGAAGAAGGACCCAUUUAUGGUCCUCCCGACGGAACUUUGUUUGCGGAUUCUAGAAUGUGUCGACGAUCCGACGACGCUCGUCCGCGCCUCGCAGGUUUCCAAGAAGUGGAGGGAGCUUGUUAGCGACGACACGGCUUGGCGGCUGUUGUGUCAAAAAUUCUCCUAUCGCGGACUCUCAAAAGAAGAGCGGAGUGAAGAAGACGAUCCUGGGGACGAGUGGGAUACCGAAUCGAAGCCCUCUCAGUGGCUGCAACCGCCCCGGGCAUCCCGACCAGAAGACGCUGUGAUGAGCCCGCAGGCGGAUGGCCUUUCGUCGGGCAACGGAACGGAAAGUCUGCGAACACAAAGCCUGGACCGGGGAGCUAAGAGGAAACCUUCCCAGCGCAGACCAAAAGCCACCACAUACCGCUCACACUUCAAGCAACGGUACAUGGUGGAAACCGCAUGGCGGUCAGGAGGCGUGUGUGAUGCUCGCCAGAUCACACCUGAUCAAGGAGUUGUGACGAGCCUGCAUCUAACCAAAAAGUACAUCGUUGUUGCCCUCGAUAAUGCCAAGAUUCACGUUUUCGACGUAAACGGCUGUCAUCAGAAGACCCUCCAGGGCCACGUGAUGGGGGUAUGGGCGAUGGUGCCUUGGGGAGACCUUCUUGUCAGCGGUGGCUGUGAUCGUGAUGUGCGGGUCUGGAAUCUAGCGACUGGCUAUCCCCAAUUCACAUUGCGCGGCCACACGUCGACAGUCAGAUGUCUGAAGAUGUCCGAUGCUAACACGGCUAUUUCGGGCUCGAGAGAUACAACGCUCCGGAUAUGGGAUCUCAAAAAAGGCCUUUGCAAACACGUCCUCAUAGGUCACCAAGCAAGUGUCAGGUGCCUCGAAAUUCACGGCGACAUCGUUGUAUCCGGCAGUUACGAUACAACCGCGAAAAUAUGGAGCAUAUCCGAGGGCAAGUGCUUACGCACGUUGACGGGGCAUUUUAGCCAGAUAUAUGCAAUUGCCUUUGACGGGAAGAAGAUUGCGACUGGAAGUCUGGACACCAGUGUCCGAAUAUGGGAUCCCACGGACGGAAAAUGUUUGGCUGUAUUACAAGGCCAUACCUCACUUGUCGGCCAGCUCCAAAUGAGGGAGGAUAUCCUCGUCACUGGGGGGUCCGACGGCUCUGUUCGUGUUUGGUCCUUGACAGACUACCAACCUAUUCAUCGUUUAGCCGCACAUGACAACAGCGUCACCAGCUUACAAUUUGACAACACGCGAAUCGUCAGCGGUGGGAGCGACGGUCGGGUGAAAGUGUGGGAUCUCAAGAAGGGCACUCUAGUCCGAGAGUUGAGUUCCCCGGCCGAAGCCGUCUGGAGAGUGGUGUUCGAGGAAGAAAAGGCUGUCAUUAUGGCCAGUCGGAGCGGCAGAACCAUUAUGGAGGUUUGGUCAUUCUCACCCCCGGACGACGAAAUUGACGACUUCCGGUCGAGCAGCCCUGCAAGCAUGCCAGAUCACUCAAUGGACUACGAGGAACGACCUCAGUCUGCUGCGGCAGCCCUCCUAGACGAAGGGGAUGUCACCAUGGCGGACUCCACAGAAGCAUGCGCAUAAUUCCGCAACGCCUCGAUUUUUGUUU